This is a messenger RNA of Fusarium subglutinans, 3012 nucleotides long. RefSeq lists its product as uncharacterized. Gene Ontology annotation, molecular function: serine-type endopeptidase activity. Gene Ontology annotation, biological process: proteolysis. Lineage: Eukaryota; Fungi; Ascomycota; Sordariomycetes; Hypocreales; Nectriaceae. The coding region runs from base 1 to 3012 and encodes 1003 amino acids. The transcript has 6 exons. The record is from RefSeq and is a predicted model, not a curated record.
AUGGAUCACAACGAUGAAGUUACCAAUGGGUUCUCCCAAGCGCACGAAGAAGAUGACGACGAAGUUUACCUGGACGAAGAUGAGUUCCCAGCCGCGUCCGUAACACUACUAGACGAGGAUCCCGUCAAAGCCAAAUUUGAGCGACACGUUGAAGAGGCACGAAUAUUAUCCAACAACCUACAAACCUUUGAAUCAAGUGACAAAGCAAGCCAGCAACUCAAAUUUGUUAACGACAGGUUCAGCGAAUGGCACAACACAACCGAGGAGGGGAAGAACUUUCUUCACUUCCUGGCAGACUACGACCACAGGAUUCACAAACCGCCCGUCAACCUCCAAUGGCUAAUGUGGCGAGCCAUUCGCAAGCUCCCGGCGCAUCUGCUCUGGUCGCCGGACAACAACAAGCGCAUUCCUCUGACCAGCGCACUAUUGGCGAAUAACUCGCUGUUUGGCUGGUCGGUAUGCUUGAAGAUUAAGGAUGCAACAUGUCAGGAGUAUAAUGCUCUGUUGCAGAAGAGAUAUGAGAACUGGGACGAGAACAGUGAGACUACGUGCUUGCACGCCGCUGCGACUUGUAUCUUUGACAAUGGAGACAAGAGAACAGAGUUCUUUACCAAGAUUUGUGGCUUCGUACCUAGAGACAUGUUCCUUGUACGAGACACAAAACGGCGCACCGCCCUUCACCGUGCGGUCGAGUAUGAGUGCUGCUGCAACAGUCAAGUCGAAGUGGUCAAGGAGAUCCUACGCUCAUGUCCUGACCUCUUGGAUGAGCCUAUUCAAGAUCCAGAUGACUUCAAUCGUACUUUGUCAGUCUACCAAUACCACCAUCAUACCCGGAAGAAGUUCCUCGAGAGUCGACGACGACGCGCCCAAGAUCUAGCCAUCCAAGAGCCAGCAGCAGCCCCAAGAAGAGUAGAGCACAAGCAUGAAAGAGGAGUCGAUCCAAAGAAGGAUGCAAAGAGGGUCGUGACGAGGACGGAAAAGUCAGGCUCGGAAAAGACAAGCAUGGGCCCUCCGCCAGGCGUGAAGCGAAGGGGUUCCAUUGCUGCAACUCCACAAGGUGCUACAACUCCAGUGCAAUCUCCGUCCUUGACGCCAAUUACUCGAGUAAAAACAGGGACAGCAGCUCGAUCAGACAUUGUGCAAAAGUCGGGGUCGAAGGAGAAGGAGAUGGAAGAUGCAGCGAGAACGAUUAGCAACCUACUAAAACUCCAGACUUUACGAAAACUAAGUCCAGAGAAAGCAGCGGAUAGUCUGAGAUUACCAGAUGAUCCGGAUAAAGAAUUUUGGUUUGACUUUGGGCCGCCCAACACAGUCAGCCAAGAUGACUUUAAGAAGUAUUUUGGCCAUUUGCAGUUCGACACGGCGCUGCAGUAUGUUGGGUUUCCAAGGGUUCGUCUCAAGGGGGGUAGAGAACAGCCCGAUGUGAGACAUCAAGGAAGAAAGGAUAUGACAUUCUUUUUUGAUUGGCUGCGAGGAAAGUCGGUGACUCGAAUCAUCAAGGUUGUUGUAGAGGAUAUGGAAAAGCCUUCGCAUAGUGACGAGGCGAUCGAAGAGUGCUUGAAGGAUCUUGGAGUCGAAAUCCUUGACUGGAGACGUCUUGAUCUCGAUGCCCUCUCACUUUGCAAGAUUGGGACUCAUCUACGUGAGGUUCACCUCCAAUGGAGUGGCAGCAACUCGACCCUCAGAGCGUGGUCCGAGAAAGAGGGUCUAGCAUCGAUUCCUACACUGGAAGUCAUUCACCUAUUCCAGCACGAAGGCCUCGAAUCUCGCGAGCGAACCAUGGAGAACCUCAACGCCUUUGAGAAAAGACUACACGACUCCUGGCCCGAAGGAAGACCCAAGCCCCAGGUCAUCCCCCCCAAAACAGGCGGCGGCGUGCGUAUGGCACAAGUCCAAGCCCCCGACGCAAGACCCCAACCGUUACAACGCUCAAUCGAUCCUCAUAAGUGGAUGGAAUGCAUGACGAGCUUCUCCAAGCGCUUCAAGCAGAUAAAAGCGCUCCGGGGCAAUAGCCCCUCUCUACCGCCGGUGGAAGUGGCCCUGAUCGAUGAUGGCGUUGAUAUCAUGCACCCUGAUCUCAAUGACACGAGGGAUCGCACGUUCCUAGGCCAGAGCUUUGAUCACCAUAAUGGCGGCUCGACACCUCGCGUGCCACCGUAUUGGAGCUCACCCUCUGGGCACGGGACGUUAAUGGCGAGACUUAUCCAUAAGAUAUGCCCCAGUGCCAUCAUACAUGUCAUCAAGCUACAGACGUUUUGGUCGGGGAACUCCAAGAAGCUUCAGAUCAAACCUGACAGUGCAGUAAAGGCCAUCAACUACGCCGCCAAGAGAGGAUCCCAGAUCAUCUGCAUGUCAUGGACCAUCAAACCGCCAGAAGAACCACUGAGAAGCCAAUUCGACACAGCCAUCUUCAACGCCAUCGGCAAACACGGCUGUCUCAUAUUCUGCGCAGCCAGUGACCAAGGACAGUCCGCAGACGUUAGCUAUCCCCACGCAAGCAGCCACCACUGCUUCAGAAUCGGCGCCGCAAAAGCAACCGGCAACAUAGUCGACACAGUCGGCGAUUCCCAGACCGUAGAUUUCAUCUUUCCCGGGCACGAAGUCGUAAUCGACAGCAACGAAACCAAAACCCAGUUGGAAAAGUUCGACGCUCACUCUGGUAGUUCUGUUGCCAACGGUCUAGCAGCAGGUUUAGCAGCGCUUGUCAUCGAGUGCGUGAGGUUAGGAGCCCUGUACACCAGAGAGUAUAGAAAGUUGGAGCCAAAGGUGGCUAUUAAUUACAGCCAUAUUUCCAUCGAUGAAGAGGAUUUGAAGAAGAUACGGAGUCGUGCGCAGAUGGCGUAUGCGCUGAAUUGGAUUGGGACUAAUCAGAAUACGAAUAAUAAGUAUAUAGAGGUUUGGCAUACGUUUAGUGCUGUUGCGGAGAAGCUGUCGAGGAGUGAGGGCGUUUCACUUGAGCAGCUGGAACAUAUUGCGACGCUGGCUGGGUUCUUCCUGAAGAAGGGGAUGUAG